Messenger RNA from Lentinula edodes (shiitake mushroom), 1167 nucleotides. RefSeq lists its product as uncharacterized. Gene Ontology annotation, cellular component: cytosol; nucleus; proteasome regulatory particle, lid subcomplex. Gene Ontology annotation, molecular function: structural molecule activity. Lineage: Eukaryota; Fungi; Basidiomycota; Agaricomycetes; Agaricales; Omphalotaceae. The transcript has 7 exons. Gene Ontology annotation, biological process: ubiquitin-dependent protein catabolic process. The record is from RefSeq and is a predicted model, not a curated record. Bases 1 to 1167 code for a protein of 388 amino acids.
AUGGCCGUGGAUGCACACCCACCAGCUCCAAAACUCGUUCUUGAUGAAUUCAUCGGAACCGCAAUAUCCUCAACACCUCAAGAACUACAUCCGUUCUUUGAGUCCUUUAGAACGCUGCAUACGCGAAAGCUAUGGCAUCAACUAACUCUCAAGCUGUUCGCAUUCGUCGAACACCCAUUGUCGAAACCAUUUCGAGUUGAUGUAUUCGAGCGGUUCGUUACCGAUUUCGAAUCGAAGAUGAACCAGCUUCGGUUGGUUGAGUUAGGUGUUAAGGUCUCAAAGGAGAUUGAUAACCCUCAAACCCACCUAACCUUCCUUACUUCUCUUCUCACUCGGAUCAACAAGGAAACCUCCCCAGAAGCAUACAUUCUCCUUUAUGCCAAUAUUGCUCAUGCUAAGUUACUUUAUGGAGACCUCGAGGGAACCAAGGCCGACAUGGAUGAGGCCUGGAAGAUCCUCGAUAGUGUGGAGAGUGUUGAGAAUGGAGUGAAUGCGGCGUAUUACGGUGUGGCAGCCGACUAUUACAAGGCCAAAGCAGAAUACGCGCCCUACUAUCGCAACUCCCUCCUCUACCUUGCAUGUGUGGACCCAUCCACGGAUAUGACAGUAGAGGAGCGAUUAGGACGCGCGCACGAUCUAGGAAUUUCCGCGUUGUUGGGUGAUACGAUCUAUAACUUUGGAGAAUUGCUCAUGCAUCCCAUUCUCGACGCUCUGGAUGGGACACCGUUUGAAUGGAUCAAGAGACUGCUCUUUACUUUCAACGAGGGUAGUAUUGGCAAGUUUGAGGCCCUCGCGCCGCUGCUUCCUCAAGAGCCGAUACUUCAAGAAAAUUAUCCCUUCCUCCGACAAAAAAUCUGUCUCAUGGCGCUCAUCGAGUCUGUAUUCAAACGAAGUGCGGAUAAUCGUACAAUGAACUUUACCACUAUUGCGGAGGAGACAAGGCUACCAAUCGAUGAAGUGGAGCAUCUGGUUAUGAAAGCUCUAAGUUUGAAACUCAUUCGCGGUUCCAUGGACCAAGUAGACCAGAAAGCUCAAAUCACCUGGGUCCAGCCCCGAGUGUUGUCCCGACAGCAAAUUGGUGGAUUAGCGAAAAGGCUGGAGAGUUGGGUGAACAAGUUGAAUUUAGUUGAGCAGAGGAUAGCGCCGGAAAUGUUAGCUAGUGCAUAA